Messenger RNA from Paramecium pentaurelia, 1123 nucleotides. NCBI's taxonomy places the organism in Eukaryota, Ciliophora, Oligohymenophorea, Peniculida, Parameciidae. The record is from the annotation of a GenBank genome assembly.
AUGCAAUCAGAUCCUUACAAUUGGCCUUUUCCAAAUAGAAAUGAUCUAAUGAAUUUAUCUACUAUAAGUAUGAAUAAAUCAUAAAUUGAGAAAAUUAAAAAAGAGAGUUUAUUUAUGAUAAUCGAGCAUAAUCCACUAUGUCUAUAGAAGGCAUUGAUGGUGCUGCUCCAAAAUUAAAGCCAUAUCAAUAUGUCAAUAAAGAAUAAUUUUGUAAUCGAGAUGAUGAUAUUCCAGGAACGAAAUCUAGACCUUUAAUAAGAUAUACAAAUAGAUCAGAUAAUCAAUUAAUGAUUGAUGAUAUAAAGGGAACACGUCCAUAAAUCUGUAAAUUUUAGACUAAUCGAUAAUCAAUUAAUCCACUUGAACCAACUUAUAAAAUUCCUUCUUUUGAAUAGGCUGAAACUUAUCAAAAUAAAUUUAUAAGAGAUAGCUAUAAUAUCACUGAUAUUGAAGGAACUUAACCAUCUAUAAUUAAUCCAAAAUUAAAAAAAUAACCUAUUCCUUUGCCUGAUAUUGAAGGUUCACAUUCAAAAUAAUUACAUGUUUAAAAAGGUAAAAGUCUAUCCAAAAUUAUAUAUUUAGAUGGGAUUAAUAAUCUAGAAGUAAAAGAUAUCAAUAAUGAUAUGCUUCAUAAAUAUAUAAGAAAUACAAAUCCAAUUGAACCAGUCUAUUCUCAUAGAGAUGAAGAUGGGUAUUAAGAAUUCUUAAUGUAGAAAGAAAAUUGAAAUUGGUUUUGUUGAAGGUAGUAAAAGUAAAUAACUACAUCCAAUAACAAUUAAUAAAUUUGCAUCUUCAAUAUUAACUACCUAAGAUAUUGUUGGUGCAUAAGCAGGUUCUCAUUCUUAAAAUUUUUUGAGAAAUAAUGAUAGAAAAGAUUACAGACAAAUUAAUAAUAUUUAAGAUAUUGAAGGAGUAUAAGCAGGAUCACUCAAAAAAGGAAUUGUAAGUAAAAGAUAUACAAAUCCAUUGAUGCCAGCUUAUUAAAUGCCUGGAAAUGCUGAAUUAAAGUAAUAAUAUAUAUAUUUUCAGUUCUACAUAACCAAAAAGUGUGUUUUCAAAGAAUGCUAGUAAUUAAAUGUUUACAAAUGCUUAAAAAAUGGAUCAAUUUUUAACUCUAGGUUGA